AUGCCAUUUCGUCGGCAACUUGUGGCUUCUUUCUUUCUUUCUUUCUUUCUUUCUUUCUUUCUUUUUUUCUUUCAAACAAUUAAUUCUUCACGUCAUCACACCGGAAUUUCCAUCUGCUCGCUGUUUCUACGACUUGUGGCUUUCUUUCUUUCUUUCUUUCUUUCUUUCUUUUUUCUUUCUUUCUUUCUUUUCGAGCAUCUUUUAGGGUUUUCUGUCAACGCACUAUUCUUUUCGUUCCUUCGUUUCUUCUUUCCUUCUUUUCUCCCCUUCCUUCCUUCCUUCCUUCCUUCCUUCCUUCCUUCCAACCUGACCACUCUUUCUUUCCUUCCUUUUUUUCUUUCAUUUUCUUUCUUUCUUUCUUUCUUUCUUUCUUUCUUUCUUUCUUUCUUUCUUUCUUUUCCCACAUUCUGUUCUGCCAACGCGCUAUUCUUUUCCUUCCUUCCUUCCUUCCUUCCUUCCUUCCUUCCUUCCUUCCUUCCUUCCUUCCUUCCUUUCCUCCUCCCUCCUCCUUCCUUCCCUUCCUUCCUUCCUUCCUUCCUUCCUUCCUUCCUUCCUUCCUUCCUUCCUUCCUUCCUUCCUUCUAAAGCAAAUCUUCUUUUUCCGUUUCUCCUCCUCUCUUUUACUCUUUUAGAAUGGCGACUGACGUUAUCUAUCUAUCUAUCUAUCUAUCUAUCUAUCUAUCUAUCUAUCUCACUGUUCCUAUCUAUCUAUCUAUCUAUCUAUCUAUCUAUCUAUCUAUCUAUCUAUCUAUCUAUCUAUCUAUCUAUCUCAUCUGUUCAUAUCUAUCUAUCUAUCUAUCUAUCUAUCUAUCUAUCUAUCUUAGUCUGUUCAUUUCUAUCUAUCUAUCUAUCUAUCUAUCUCACUCUGUUCAUGUCUAUCUAUCUAUCUAUCUAUCUAUCUAUCUAUCUAUCUAUCUAUCUUAGUCUGUUCAUAUCUAUCUAUCUAUCUAUCUAUCUAUCUAUCUAUCUCAGUCUUCUGUUCAUAUCUAUCUAUCUAUCUAUCUAUCUAUCUAUCUAUCUUAGUCUGUCUUUCUUUCUUUCUUUCUUUCUUUCUUUCUUUCUAUCUAUCUAUCUAUCUAUCUAUCUAGCUCACUAUGUUCAUAUCUAUCUAUCUAUCUAUCUAUCUAUCUAUCUAUCUAUCUAUCUAUCUAUCUAUCUAUCUAUCUUAGUCUGUUCAUUUCUAUCUAUCUAUCUCAGUCGUUAUUUGUACCUUUCAUUUUCCUUCUCCCUCUCUCUCUCUCUCUCCCUCUCUCUCUCUAUUUCUCAAUCCUCCUACUUGUUCCCGCCUUCCACGUCAUCGAAUCCUUCGCUAUUCUAUCUAUCUAUCUAUCUAUCUAUCUAUCUAUCUAUCUAUCUAUCUAUCUAUCUCAAUCUGUUCAUUCUAUCUCUCUAUUCAUCUCAGCCUGUUCAUUAUCUAUCUAUCUAUCUAUCUAUCUAUCUAUCUAUCUAUCUAUCUAUCUAUCUCAAUCUGUUCAUUCUAUCUCUCUACCCAUCUCAGUCUGUUCAUAUCUAUCUAUCUAUCUAUCUAUCUAUCUAUCUAUCUAUCUAUCUUUUCAUUUAG
Acanthosepion pharaonis is the source of this 1560-nucleotide messenger RNA. Lineage: Eukaryota; Metazoa; Mollusca; Cephalopoda; Sepiida; Sepiidae. The record is from the annotation of a GenBank genome assembly.